AUGCUUGACCAAGUGGCGGCUUUGGCGUGGGUGAAAUAAAAUAUUGCUGCUUUUGGUGGAAAUCCCGAAGAUGUCACGAUAUUUGGAGAAAGUGCGGGUGCUGCUAGUGUCAGUAUGCAUAUGUUGUCUCCGUUGUCUAAAGGUCUUUAUAAGAAGGUGAUUGCAGAAAGCGGAAGUUCAUUAAAUCCGUGGGCAGUUUACAUUGAACCAUAUGAUCCAACAGACGCUGCUUAUUUGUUGGCCGAUAAUAGUGGUUGCCCACGGCUACCCCAUGAAGAUUUAUUAGCUUGUCUGAGAACCAUGGACCCCUUUCUGAUUAGUGCAAUGACACCCAUUCAACUCUAUAACAUAUUCACAUGGGCACCAGUUGUGGACGGACCUGGAGGUUUUCUUCCGGACGAACCGUUAAAUUUACUAAAAAAUGGUCAGUUUAAUAUGGAUGUUCCCGUACUCAUUGGUUAUAAUAAAGACGAAACAAGUCCAUUAAUGGUACUUGUUGAUGGUGCGGGGGAUGGAAUGACAAGGGAUGAAUUCAAUCAGUUGCUUUGGGACAGAAACGUUUUGGGGAGGAAAUAUUAUUCAGAUACAAAUAUCCAUUACGAAGAUUUAUUCAAAGCCUAUGGCAAUCAAUACACUCCUUGGGAGGACCCAGAAAACGUAACAUUGCUGAGAGAUGCGUACAUGGAGCUCUUGGAUGAAAAUAUCUUCCAUGCUGGCAUCCAUUGGCAAGCAAGAGCUUUUUCAAUUUAUGGAUUGGACACGUAUGUUUAUCGUUUUGAUUAUGACAGAAGUGGUAUUUUACCGGAUUGGAUGGGUGUUCCACAUGUAGCGGAAUUGUUUUAUGUAUUCGGCUCAUCAUAUCAGGAUAAUGCGUUUGCAUUCAUGGAAUGGACCGAUGAAGACAGAAAAGUUUCUGAUACAGUUCAAACGUUAUGGUGUAAUUUUGCUAAAUCUGGAAACCCAACCCCAGAUGGCAUGGCAAUUCCAAACCGCAUAACAGUUUCGACGAAAUAUUUCGAGCCUGCUAAAGUGACGUCAGAUGGCAGGGAACGAAGUGUGGCAUGA
Molecule: messenger RNA, 1065 nt
Organism: Saccoglossus kowalevskii
Lineage: Eukaryota; Metazoa; Hemichordata; Enteropneusta; Harrimaniidae
Product: cholinesterase-like
Molecular function (GO): cholinesterase activity
Source: RefSeq, a predicted model, not a curated record